This is a messenger RNA of Fusarium coffeatum, 948 nucleotides long. RefSeq lists its product as uncharacterized. NCBI's taxonomy places the organism in Eukaryota, Fungi, Ascomycota, Sordariomycetes, Hypocreales, Nectriaceae. Gene Ontology annotation, molecular function: ATP binding. The transcript is spliced from 3 exons. The record is from RefSeq and is a predicted model, not a curated record. The coding region runs from base 1 to 948 and encodes 315 amino acids.
AUGGCUGCAACAGGUCCACAACUUAUACCGCUACCAAAUAUCGAAGGCCCGAAACUCGACCCUUUCGUGCAGAAUAUCGAUAACCACAACUUCGUAUUAGAAAAGCUCCUCGGUGAAGGAUGCCACUCAGCUGUUGUACUAGCUUCCAUCGACGGUAUACAGUAUGCCGUCAAGUUUUUCAAACCAGAAUGGACUCGCGAGCCUCGCUUCGAUAUGUAUCCCAUGGAAGAGGCUUACACCAUGAAUGGUGUGGCCGUUGGAGGCCCCAACCCUCAGCCCCCAGCCGUCAUGAACCAUCUACGUGGACAAGCAACAUCGUUCAACGCAGAAUGUCGAGUCUACGGCCGUUUGAAAGAACUCGGAAAAGAACAACUGGCUGUCAAAGCUCACGGCUACUUGAAGGUGGUCCUCACACGAGAGUUCCAAGAACAAUGGGAAACGGCAGUCGUAACAAGGUACGCCGAUGAUCAACACCGUCUAUACUGGAUAAACGAAAAACGCAGCGCAGCUAAAGUCUUGGAGAUGGAGGACAACCCUGACCAGCCUGUUUACGCAAUUGUGAAAGAUUACAUCCCGAACCAUCGAGAUACUGAUGGCGAUCCCACCAGAGAAAGGGAGAUGAAACAACGACAAAUAAAGCACAUUCCACAAAUGCUGAGAAAUUUGCAUCAGUUGCAUAAAUGCGGUAUUGUAGUCCGCGACCUCAAAGAUCAGCAAUACUUCGAAGGCCAAAUCGUAGAUUUCAGCCACGCGUGGACCGUCCCGCAUAUCACGGCUCCGGGAAACGAUCUUCGACCUGACUGGGCUUGGAAAAGCAUGGCUGCGUGGGAUCUGCGUUGUUUCCAAACUGAUGGUGGUCAAGCUGAUGGUGGUCAAGUUGAUGGUGGUCAAGAUGGUGGUGCUCAAGUCGAUGCAGGUGACGCUGAUCCAGGCGAUGUGUUGGUGUAG